This is a messenger RNA of Eremomyces bilateralis CBS 781.70, 1770 nucleotides long. RefSeq lists its product as uncharacterized. The coding region runs from base 1 to 1770 and encodes 589 amino acids. The transcript has 9 exons. The record is from RefSeq and is a predicted model, not a curated record. NCBI's taxonomy places the organism in Eukaryota, Fungi, Ascomycota, Dothideomycetes, Eremomycetales, Eremomycetaceae.
AUGAAUUCAAACACCCCGAGGCCUGAUGUUGUGGUGGCAGUGGACUUUGGCAUGACGUGCACUGGUGUAGCUUACGCCAACUUGUCCAUUGGCUCCAAAACGGUGAGAUGGAUCCAGCGUUGGCCAGGACGAUCGCAAGCAAACGAGAACAAAGUUCCAACGCUUCUGGUGUAUCCUCGCGACAGGCCUCAGCCUUCAAGUUGGGGAUUUCUGUCAGAGAAUAUCUCUGAAAUGACUGCGCAAGAUAAGGACUAUAAGGAAUGGUUCAAAGUCUGGCUUGACGAGGAGAAACUCUGGAAAGCACAAGCAAAGGCACCUGAAUUCGCAGCAAAGUCAAUCGAAGAAGUGGAAAAAUGGUAUACCGAUUAUUUGCGCUGUCUCAACCAACACAUUGAGGCAAAACUCUCAUCGGAAGUUGCUCGCAAACGAUGGGAAGAUGCAAUCGUAGAAUUCCAUUUUAGCGUUCCAACGACAUGGCAACCAGCAACCGUCGAGAGAUUUCGCUCGAUUACUAGUCUCGCAGGCUUUGGAAAAUACCCUUCUCACACCACAACCAUCGGGUUGACUGAAGCUGAAGCGGCCGCUGUCCACACGUCUCAGGAGGCGUCGGGAAUCUUUUCCGAGGGAGAUGUUGUCCUCGUCUGCGAUGUUGGCGGUGGAACAACCGAUCUCUCAGUUCUGCGUGUGACGGACGUUACCAGCGGCUGCUUAUCCCUUCGACAACUUGAUGUCGUCUUCGGUUCAACGGUAGGCUCGACCUUCAUCGAUGCCCAGUUUGAGAAGGAAGCCGAGGCAAGACUCAAGAUGGCGAACCAAACUGGUCCACUAAACAUUGACAUAGAAGAAACGGCGUGGGAGAUGAUGAAAUCCAAGGAGUUCCAAAACGCGAAAUGCGACUAUGGCUCAGCAGACGAUGCAGAAGUCUUCUCCAUCCCCAUUCCCAAACUUAGCUAUGCAUACAGCAAUGGACUAGUUGGUAUCUUCAAUGGAGAGAUGCAGUUCAAGAUAGUGGAGCUUCAAGCACUAUUUGAUCCACAGCAGAUUAAAAAAUUGUUCCAACUCAUCGACACGCAGAUUCAGCGGAUGCAGCAAAAAGAUCCAAGCGAGCGAAUAGCUCAUAUGGUCCUCUCUGGGGGGUUGGGCAACUCUCUAUACGUCCAAAGGAAGCUGAGAGAGCGAUAUGCCGCUGGCGAUGGCUCUCCACAUCUGAAUACUGCCCGGCAAAUGCAAGUGAGGGUAGCACCUGAUCCUCAGCUGGCCGUGUGCAAGGGCCUCGUGGCAGAUCGCAUUGCGAAACUCAGUUCCGGAAAGUCCAUUCUCGGUUGGAGAUGCUGUAGGGCGUCCUACGGAACCAAAUGCAAGGUCUUGUACAAUCCCGAAAAUCCACAGCAUCAUAAUAGGCAGACAGUGCGUGAUGCGCUUGACGACAAGCUAUACUUACAUGAUACAGUAGAGUGGUUUAUCAAAAAGGGCGAUCCGGUGUCCAUAGAUAGGCCCAUCAUUCACAACUUUCGGCGAAAAGUCCCACCAGGGGAUCCCACUCGAAUAUUUCCCACAGACGUGAUCGCAUCAAACGUAGCGAAAGAAAUACUCCCUUUUCAAAUCGACCCUAGUAUUUUCAAGCUCAAGAACAGGCACUUCUGGAACAAUGGACCCAAAUAUUAUCGAGUUGAAUUCUCCAUUCGAGUCGUUCUUGGUCCUGGUACGAAGACCCUAGCGAUAUUGACGGGCAACACUGACAAAGUCUUCUACAGCGGACAUUCGGUUUGA